Messenger RNA from Phlebotomus argentipes, 7887 nucleotides. RefSeq lists its product as uncharacterized. The record is from RefSeq and is a predicted model, not a curated record. Bases 181 to 5757 code for a protein of 1858 amino acids. Lineage: Eukaryota; Metazoa; Arthropoda; Insecta; Diptera; Psychodidae. Gene Ontology annotation, biological process: positive regulation of transcription by RNA polymerase II. Gene Ontology annotation, cellular component: transcription regulator complex; histone methyltransferase complex; nucleus. The transcript has 5 exons.
GAAAAAUGCAAAUGGCGGCAGUUGGCAGUGUUGUUAUUAUUCGUAAUAAAAGGUUUUUUAUAAGAUUUAUCGUGAAUUCAGCAAUGGACAAGUAGAAAUAUGUCAGCUAAUAUCAUCAAAAUAUUAGUUAUUCACCGUUUCUGAGUGUACGAUUGCAUAUUUUCGUGGUAUAAGUGUGUCAUGCAAAUGGGAAUGGCGGCGGAUAGUGACGGCACGUUGACGGCAGUCGUUAUCUGCGAGGGGGACGUGCGGGAUCCCGAGUUCCCCAAGAAAUUCCGUGUGUUAUUGGCGAGGCUGAAAGCCCUCCUUGAACAACCAAAAUCCAAAAAGUUGAAAGUGAACAAGGUGGAACCAUGGAACAGUGUCAGAGUAACUCUUUCCAUUCCAAAGGAGGCUGCCGUGAGAUUGAGACAGCUGGCGGCGGAAGGGAGCACUGCACUGCGGGCCCUGGGCAUUCUCUCAGUGCAGCUGGAGGGAGACACUGUGAUAUCGUUACGCCUGAUGGGGCAGGAGAUUGUCCUGAGAACAGAGACAUCAAGUGCAGCUACUGGUUGCUCGCAAGAGACGACGGGCAUCGGCGAGCUGGGCAGGAUUCUGUCUCAGGCGCAGCAACAGACGACGGCCCAGCCUUCGGGGAGCAUUGUGAAUGGUCCGUCAGGGAGUACGACCCCGACGGCUGGACCGUCUCGGAGUGCCACGGAGGCGAGCACCAUCAAUCCAUCGAGUACAACGGUGUCAAACGGAGUGCAGCUGAAGGCGCCCGCCCAGGCGGUCUUCAAGUCGCCUAAUACAGUGUGUCCGAUGGAUGGGAAACUGCCGGUGCACGUGCCCAACGUUGAGUCGUGCGAAUACCCGUUCGAGAGCAUGACCCAGGCGCGCGUCAUCCAUCGGCGGGAGAUCACGGGCAGCGGAGGAGGCUUUGUGCAGCAGGCGGCGCAGCCACCGCCGCCCUAUCCCACGAAGGGGCCCAAGAUGGCUGCGGUGGCGCCGCAGCAGCCACCGAAUGUGGCCAGCUCGAGUCCGCUGCUGGUGAAUCUGCUGCAGAACGAGGGCCAGCCAGUGAAGGUGGCCAAGAGUGGGCCCGAAGUGGCCAGUGAGGGUGUGAAGAACAGUGUGGGGCAGGUGGAUGCCCAUGAGAACACAGUGAACAAGUGCAUGGGCAACAGUAAACAGACAAUGAGUGGACAGUUGCAUCAGCAGCAAUCACAGACAUUUGUUGUGAGUGGUGUACCUGUUAAUUCUCACGCCAGCAACAUUGUGAACGCGGCCCCGGCGCCGAGCAUUGCGAACAGUGUUUCGGGCAUGGGACAGACGGUGCAGCAUCAAAUAGUGGGCGGAGGGAAUUCAGUGCCUUCAAAUGUUAAACUACAGUCUCGCUUUAUUGGGCAUGCUAAUCCUCAGGCGGUGCAGAUGAGAGGUGGUGGCAUGCAUCAGCAGAGAGUGAUGAUCACCCAUCAUCAGGCACAGCAGCAACAGCAGCAGCAGCAGCAGCAACAACAGCAACAGCAACAGCAGCAACACGGAGCAGUGCCUUCGGUGAUGCCACAGCAGCAUCAAGUACUCCAGGACAUGGCGUUCAGGCAGUCCCAAGGGAUGCCCUUCAACAUUGUGUCCGGUGGCAAUAUGCAGGCAUCUGUGGCGGCCACAUCAUCGCAGUCCACAUACAAUCCACGGUGGCCUUUGAAACCAAUGGAUUCGGCAACAAAGUCCAGCUUUCAGGAAUUCACACGCUAUCAAAUGCAAUACAACUUGAGUCAGCAGCAACUGCAGGAUGCCACAUUUGAUGCUAGCAAUCAUCUCGAUGGCAGCACCAAUUCCACUUUCUCAGGUGGUGGAGAUAUGAAUCACCAGGGGACGCAUUUAGUGUCACAAGCACCGUCAGCAGCCACGGGUCCGGGGGGUGCUGGCAUGGUGGGGCCCCACGCGGAUCACUUGGGCAUCAACAGCCUCGGGGAUUUGGAUGAGAGUCUCAAGGAUCUGGACGCCCUCAUACCGAGUCUCAACUCGUGCGACUUCGAGCACAGUUUAUCUCUGGACCCAAAAGCGCCUUUUGAGUCACUCCUUGAUCUCGAUCUGUCCACGGAUCAGCAGCCAAACCUCGGACUGGGCACGGGGAUGGCCGUGAGUGGUGGCAAUGUUACUGCAGCCGGUGCGCCGACUGAGGCUGUGGUGACAACGAAGCAGGAGAACAAGGAGAAGCAGUAUCUCAUAAACCCACUCACGGGGGAGCUGGAGCCCAUGGCGUCGGAUGAGAGUGCCUCGGAGGCUGACGCGGACGAUGCAGCCAACUUCAAUGCCUUCAACUCGGAAAUGUCCAAUUCCAUCUUCUCAGAUGAUGAUAAUUCGUGCAGCACGGGCUUCUCUAAGUUGUCCGAUCACAGUGACACGGAGAGGUCCAAUAACUCGGAGAACUCGCACAAGAGCAGCAAGAGUAGUAAGGCGAGAUCGAAGGAGAAGCGCGAUGGGACGAAGAGUGUGAAGAAGGCGAAUGCCAAGGAUAAAUCCCUGAAGGCCACGUUCAAGGACAAGCUGCAGCAGGGCAUUAAGGAGAAGCUGAGCAACAAGGGAAAGGAGCGCCCCUUGAAGACGGUGCCCAAGAUCGUGUCGAAGCCCGAGGAGAUGGGAACGGUGGGGAAAAUGUGUCCGGAGAAGAUAAAGUUGCGGCUGAAGUUGGAGAAAUCCGAACCAAUAACGCCCGUGUACAAGGCGGACGUGAGUUUUAUCAAUACCCAACAGCCGAAACGUGCACAGAGUUCAUCAACAUCGGGCCUCCCAUCCACCAUCACCACCCUUCUGCAGACGGCGGGUGGCAGCGGCAGAGCAUCACCACAAUCGACAAUUGGUGUCAUUCAGCAAUUCACAUCUGCGACUGCAUCACCAUCCCAGUACACCGCUCAGCAGCAAUCGCCAUCGCCGGCUGUUGGCGAGGAGCUGCGAGUCCCGCCGCUUCACAUUAGCCUCCGUGGGCGGAACUCCAUGGUGAUUCGCAACAGCAAAAAGGACCGGAAGAAAUCUCAGAGUGGCGGCGAUCCGGAUGACGACGGUGUGAGCAAGAAGGCGAACAAAAGGAGUAUGGUGUAUGAGAAGGACACGAGUGACGGUAGCGAAAGUGACUUUCUGAUGAAACUCAAGGCAGCGAAGAAGGAUGUGGACAAGUCACUGAGCGAGAUCACGGCGACCAUUGUGACGGCAGGGAAGAUGAGCGAUACUAGUCAGGGGAGCAAUACCAGCUACACCACUGCCACUGUGACCCACCAGAUGUCUUCGGGAGAGCAGCCGACUGAGAGUGGUGGCUCCAGUAAGGUGACGGAUGAGAAGCAGAUUGCGGACAUUCUUAUGCACUCCACAAAUGGCGUUCUCUUGCCGGCGGAGAAGAAGCGACGAUUGUCAGGGACUGACGGCGUGCCUCAGCAGAAGGAUCCGAGCGAGAGGUAUCUGGUGCUGACGGCGCCAAUUGGAUCAACGAAUGUCGGGACACUGCCACAGCACUCGACACUCUCCACUGCGAAGAUCCAGAAGGGGAAUAACAAUAACAAUACAGUCAAUCGCUUCCAUAAGGCCAUCGUGAAGCAAACAAAAUCGCUGAAAAACAAGGAGAGGAUCACCACGACAUCCGUGGUGACGAAGGAGGGUAACCGCACUCUCGUGACCAUGACAACAAUUGGUCAUGCGUCGCCGUCGCCAGAUGUGGCCCAGCAGAAGUCUGUGCUGCCGCAGGGUAGCGUGGAUGCCAUCAGUGAGGAAAAGUUUAAGCAGAAGUUUCUGGAGAAUGAGAAGCCGUGCCCGAAAGUUGCGGAACUUGUGGCGGCACAGUCGAGUGGCAGUGGGCAGAAGUUGACAGAGUCUCAGGCGAAGAUGGUGGCGAAGAUUGAGAAGGUUUUGCCGCCGGGAAAGGCAGUUACGGUGGUGGCGCGCAGUCUGAAUCCCAAUAAUUCGCCCAAGAGGGAUCUCACGACGGUGGAUCCGAGUGCGAUGGCGCAAGGAGUGCGUGGAUCACCGGGCUCGCAGGCCCAGGGGGAGGAUAGUGGAAUUGAGUCGAUGGAUGCUCUGUCGGAGAAGAGUCCUCACCAGGCGUCCCAGAGUCCUCAGGCGGAACUGGCCACGACGACGACGAAACAGGUGGCGAGUCCGAAGGAUGCCAGUGCACCGGUGGUGACGACAAUCCACAAUGUGCCGAAGAAUGCGGUGAUUGUGAAGGCGAAGAGCAACAAAAUCAACAACAUCGAUGAUUUCCACAACAUGGUGGACAUAGAGGCUGCUUUGGCGAAGAUGGAGGGUAUCAAUGACAUGAUUAUCACCAAAAACUGUGAUAGUGGAAAGGUGAAUGGUGACUAUUCAUUGAGUGAGGUGGAACUACUAAGCAAUUUAAGCAAUCAAAAGAGUGCAACAAGUGUGUCACUUAGUGAUCAUAUGGGGGAGAGUGUGAAGGGGAACUGCAAGGAUAUGAAUGAGAACAAGGAGGUGACGUCUAAAUUGACCAUCGAGUCACAAAUGCUGGAUGAGUGCUGCAAUAGUGAGAAAAAGACUACGUCCUAUGACGGCGAUGUGGCUGAUGCCAAGUCCAGUGAAAGUGUGGGAGGCGGUGACAGUGGCAAGGAUGAGGAGAAGAUGGACACGAAGUGUGACAAGGAUCCUCAGCCUGUUCGGAUUGUCCCUGCACUGUACACGUACUCGAAUUCCGACAAGGUGGCCAAUCGAGAGGCCUCCAGUGAUGCCUCAGUGUCUGUUCAGCAGCAAUCCAAGGAGAUUCUCCAGCAGUUGUGCAUCGAAAUACCGACAAGCAAUGAUUCGGACAAUGUGCCAAGGGUCCGAACGCGUGCCAGCAGCCGUCUGGAGAGUCCCCUGGAUGUGCCGAAGCAGAGUCCGUCAUCGGAUCCCCCUGUUCAAUCCACCGCAAUCACCACGAAGAUGGUGCAGAAACUCUCGGCGGCCGCCAUUGAUAAGCUGAGUCCGAAGACGGCUAACAAGAUGGGCAAGAGGAAGCGUCAGGGCUCAGAGAGCUCAACGCAGUCCAGUGUGAGCGAUGACACACCCGGCAGGGCGAAGAAGACGCGCAAGACGAACCCCGAAGCGAGCACGGGCAAUAGUGGGAAGAACAUCCAGACGCAGAGCGGCAAGAAGGCCGAGGUGAAGCCAGUCCCUGCGGCAACAACGGUGGUGUCAGGUGCGAAUUCCGCGACGGCAGGUGCAAAGCCUGCGGAUGGUGUGGUGAAAAAGUGCGAGGAUUCGUCCGACAGCGAUGAGCCACUGAUUGAGAUUGCGGGAAAGGUGAGAAACUCGAAGCUGACGAAGAAUCCGCACGGGCAGCAGCCGAUAGUUGUGCAUCACAACUCGACUGAGCCUGUAGAGAAGAUCCUGCGCAAUCACAAGGUUGUGCUGCCCAUGACGUCGGCGAUGCUGGGAAACUCAGUGAAUGCGGACAUGGAGGACAGCGGCGGCAGCAAGAAUUCUCAUAUCGCGAAGGGUGUGACGAUCAGUCGAAUUAAUGCGUCGGUGAUUGACGAGAAGAUCAGCACAAGACGCAGUGUCCGCAUGACGACAUCCACAACAAUCGGACUGGGUGGGAAGAACAAAGCGGCCGGACACAGUGCCACUGCCAAUGAUGCUGGAAAGAUGGGACAUCAGAUGCAGAAGAGUGUGUCAGUGACGCAGCAAAUUGGUGGAUCUGAACAGAGUGAGGCGAGGAGGAAGACUAGGAGUGCUGGUCUGGACGCUUCUGAUAACAGGCGACGAAGAGGCUCGCGCGACAGCAAGUGACCAAUACCUUGCGUCUCAGCUACACCAGUGGAGGCGCAACCGGAUCAUAAUUUAAGUGGUGAUUACAGUUUGGACGGUUACGAUUCAUCAGAUGAUAGCGUUGGACUAUCAAUACUGGCUAUUCCAUUAUACUGAGUAGGACGCAUCAACACAACAAUAAUAACCGCAUAAUAGUGCAGAGAUGCUAAAUAGAUAUGUAAACAUUGGAGGAGGAGAGACGAGGUAUGAGUCCAAAGCUUUUCUUUCAUUUCCAUUCACAAACUUCACACAAUUCACUAUUAGGAAAAAAAAGAAACUCUUUUCUAGUGACACAAAAAAAGCUAUGAAAGUAAAGAAGAAAAGUAAUAAAGAUAGAAAUAAUAAAAAUAGAAAAUAUAUAUAUAUAUAGUGAUGGAGGUGAAAAAAAUGAACACACAAGAUAAAAAAACAGUGUCUUAAAAAUGUAUUUUUGGUACAUUGAAGGAGAUAAAACAAAGGAAAAUAUAUAUUACAGAAGAAAUAUGAAAUGUGGGUGAAAGGAGAUGAAAAGCAUAAAAUAAUGAACACAAAUGAUAUGAAAUGUAAAGUAAUAAUUUGACUAGGAUUUUCAAAUCAUAUUUCAAGAAGGUAUUUUUGUAUAAGACAAAUGAAAUUAUAAGAGAGAAGCUGAAACACACUUUUAAGGAACAAUAAUGUAACUAUCUUAGAUUGUAGUUGAAGAAUUGAGAUUCUGCAAAUUUUUUCACCGUAUGAAAUAUUUCUUCUAAUUGCGCAUCUUUGUAGAACAUUAACCAGCAAUUGCAAUGGUAUUUCUUCUUUAUUUCUCUUCUUUUUGGUCACCUUUUGUGAACGGUUGAUGAAUAGCCAGUAGACAGAAUUGAUAAGAACAUUCAAUGAAUUUUCCAAAUUGACCAUUUCGAUUGCGUUUCUUUGUAGAACAUUUAUGGAGCAGAUGAUGAAAAAAGCAACAACAAAAAACACUCGAGACCUUUUUGCCUCACACUUUAUAUGAAAAAAAAAGAAAACGGAUAGAUGAAAUCUGAUUUUUAACCAUGACUUUUGUCAUCACAAUUUAAUAAUCUAUAUUUUAUUGGAAGAAAGAUCUACAUUUAAACAAUAGUGAUGAAUUGAUGAUUGCUUGAUAAAAGUGAAACGAGAGAGAAGAGGAAGUAGAACAGAUCGAGCGAGAGAGAGAGGAGAGAAUGUGGAAUCAUAACGCAAUUUUUUCAUAAAAAGAACUAUUAAAAAAUAUUGUAAUAUAGAGAAAGAAGGAAAGUAAUAUAAGACGACACAUUCACACACUUAAAGAUCAUUGAAUUGAAAUUAAAUUUGUAGUAAAUUCACAUAUAUUUAGUAAGUAAUUUUCAUGAAAAAAAGAAGGAAGGAAUAGUAAUAAUAUUGUCAUUAAUUGUAUAGAGAAGAUGGUAUAAUAUUUCUUUUUGCAUUAAGUCUUGUUUAUUUAACAAGUCGAUAAUUCUGAUUUUUCUAUAUAUGAUUGCAAAAGGGAGAAUAAAUUGUGAGCGAAUGGCAGGAAUGAAUGAGCCUCGAUUUUGUGGAUGAUGAAAGCCACAUUGCUUCAGACAUUUCUUAUUUAAGUGUAAAUAUUCUAGAGAUGCUUAUUAUGUAAAAAAAAAAUGCGACGUGCGCAGAUGAUAUUUUGUAAAACAAGAAAUAAUUUAAUGAAAUCACACAUGAUAAUUUAGUCCCAGUUUAAUUUAUAGUGAUCUGAAAUGUAUAUUUCAGCUUAAACUUCUCAGUUUAUCUUCUAAGUAGGACGGAAGGAGAAAACACGAAGUGAAAUGAUGGAGUAAUGAUUGAAUUAUGAAAUUGUAAAUAUUGAUUAAACAUUAAUAUCGGCUGUAAUGUUUUCAAUCACAGACGUAUUAAGAGAAUAAAAAGAAAAAUGAGAAAUCUUUUGUAGAAGUAUGCAGCUAGUCCCACAAAACUGGCUAUUUUAUAACUGAAAAUUUAUCGUCAAAUUUAUUUCUUUCAUCCAACACUUAAAAAAAAUGGAGGUGAACGAUUAAUAGCGAAAAAGUAAUAUGUUUCUAGUGUACAGAGUAAUUAAUUUACAAUGUAAUGCAAAAUACAUAUACACACACUUUUUCUUUAAAGGAGAAUCGAGCGAGAGAGAGUGAGAGAGAGAGAAAA